AUGGCACUGAAAACGACUAUUAUUUGUGUGCUUGUACUGGCCGUGACCGUUGUAUCCUGUGUACGUUUAAGAACCGUCUCUAGCACAUUUGUUUGCAAGCGGUCCAACCGACAGAUACACAUAUAUCGACCGCAAGGGUUGGUGGUACAGCAACGCAUCCGAAAACAUCUGCAGUCGAUGAAUUUAGAGGUGUACAUUAAUAAAAAGUAUCAGCCAAAUCCCUCGUGUGACAUUUGCGUGAAUGUUACGGUCAUAAACGAAAGAAAAAAAUGGUUAACCAUAAAGGUACCCUCGGUAGUAGUCCUUCCACGGGACACAGUUCAGUACUCCAUCACCAAACACUACCGAUUUGGUCCUCCGAAGCGAUUUACCUGCGAACUCCAUGUCGGAGAACGCAUGAAGUUUGUGCCUAAACGGUCCUGCAACGGGUAUCGUCCCAAAACUACUCAACCGAGUGAAAAGCGCAACUAUGCCGCUGAGAAAGCACUACUAGAGGAAAUGAUCAACGAUCUUCUCUCAUCCUGUGAGGCUAGGGACGAGUCGAAACUGCUCGUCUUGGCCGAAAACCACGAGACCAUUGAAUCUGAAGGAAAGGCACUAAAACGAUACGUAGUUCAACGGCUUAAAUCACUGCUGCCAUCGGUAAAUUGGCACGAAACGAUUGAAAACGUUUCCGGUUCCCAGAACAGAAUCGUGUUCGAAGUGAGAACGGUACUGAUGAAGCUGAAGAUUCUUCACAGCAUCCGGGGCACGGAUGUGGCCAAAAUAAUUACUGAUUUUGAAGAAUUUGGUCGUUCGGCUAAGGAUUAUGACGAUUAUUAUGACGAUGAUUAUGAGGAUUAUGAAGAGAUACUAUAA
Anopheles moucheti is the source of this 858-nucleotide messenger RNA. RefSeq lists its product as uncharacterized. The record is from RefSeq and is a predicted model, not a curated record. The transcript has 2 exons. The coding region runs from base 1 to 858 and encodes 285 amino acids. Gene Ontology annotation, molecular function: carbohydrate binding. NCBI's taxonomy places the organism in Eukaryota, Metazoa, Arthropoda, Insecta, Diptera, Culicidae.